This is a messenger RNA of Trifolium pratense (red clover), 614 nucleotides long. RefSeq names its product 60S ribosomal protein L27-like. Gene Ontology annotation, molecular function: structural constituent of ribosome. The transcript has a single exon. Bases 66 to 473 code for a protein of 135 amino acids. The record is from RefSeq and is a predicted model, not a curated record. Lineage: Eukaryota; Viridiplantae; Streptophyta; Magnoliopsida; Fabales; Fabaceae. Gene Ontology annotation, biological process: translation. Gene Ontology annotation, cellular component: cytosolic large ribosomal subunit; ribosome.
CUAGGGUUUCAUUUCGAACGUGAACGGCGAUUCAGCGGUGAGAGCGUAACGAAGAAGAACCGAAAAUGGUGAAAUUCUUGAAGCCAAACAAGGCGGUGAUCAUCCUCCAAGGCCGUUACGCCGGGAAGAAAGCCGUAAUCGUGAAGAAUUUCGACGACGGAACUCGCGAACGUGCUUAUGGCCACGCUUUAGUUACUGGAAUAAAGAAAUAUCCAGCAAAGGUUAUCAAGAAAGAUUCAGCGAAGAAAACUGCUAAGAAAUCGCGUGUGAAAGCUUUUGUGAAGCUUGUGAAUUAUCAACAUCUUAUGCCAACUCGUUACACUCUUGAUGUUGAUCUUAAAGAAGUUGUUACUGUUGAUGUUCUUCAGAGUAAGGAUAAGAAAGUUACAGCUUUGAAGGAGGCGAAGAAGAGGUUUGAAGAAAGGUUUAAGACUGGGAAGAAUCGUUGGUUUUUCACUAAGCUCAGGUUUUGAGUUUGUUUCUUUGAAUUGGAAUCAGUUUUAAUUGUUCUUUUGUAUUUUGGAUUUUGUUGGCACUGUUAUUUUUACAACUGUUCUAUCUAUGUUGAGGAUUAUGUUGAGGAUUUUAUAUUGGUUUUUGUUUUGUUGAGUUGA